CUUGAAAACAAUUCUAAAACCUUCCUCUUCGUAAUACGAAUCCAACGGCGAAAGAAACGUGGAAAACGGUCGUGAAACGAGGGAGAAAAGCUUUACCGGAGCUCCGUCGGACUGAUUUUCACGUCGGAAACGGGGAGGAAGGAGUUGCCGCCGUUGCCUCUAUCCAGCUUUUGGACCGUCCCCGAACACUCUGCCUUGCUACUCGUCCAUCGCCGUCGCAAGUGAUAAUCUAGAGACAAAAUAGAGGAAGAGAAAUAGAAGCAUUGGAUUUGAGGUCCUCCCCCUAAUCAAGAGAAAAUGGACAAUGCAGCUAUGGCGGCUCGCCGUGAGGCAAAGGCCAACAAGGACCGGGCGGCGUUGGCUAAGGCUCGUGCGGCCGCCCAAUCUUCUAAGGGCACCUCGUCUGCCGCAUCCCAGGCUAGUCAGCGCGUUGCUGAAGCAGAGCGGCUUCUUGUCGCUGAGGUGACUGGGCAAACCUCUGAGGCCCAUCAUCCUCAAGAUAACCGGGUCCUGAAUGUGGACCCGGUCGGCGUUGGUAUCCCUACUGGUGGGGAAAAGGACAAGGGGAAGAAGACGAAGAGGCCGCGCCUUGAGUCCUCUGUUCCUAAGUCCACGAACGUCGUGGUUCCCUCCGCCGUUCGUCCGAUCUCUGAUGUCUGGAAGGACAUGGCCCUUCAGGCCAGGCUGGAGUUGUCAGGUCGUUCUUCAGGCGACUCUGUUGAUAGUGCUCUGCUUCUGAGCCUUGAGGCUGGGUUGAGCUUGUUGCAGGCCAGGGCCGCUCGGGAGAAAGAUCUCGCCGAGCUCAAGAGGAAAACCGAUGCGGCUUCCAAGAGAGAGCAGGAGGCCGUGCUGCUGCGGGAGGCUGCUCAGGCGGAGGUGAAGAAGGCACAGGCUGCCCUGGCUCAGGCUUUACAGGAGCUCCUGGCCGUUCGGGCUCAGGGCGAGCAUGAAAAACAAUGCCUGCUUGCCAAGGUGGCCCUUGCUGAGAAGUAUGGGAUUUCUUUUGUUCCUGCCGCGGAUCAGCUGGAGUUCAAGAAAACUACCCAGUUCAUGAGUAUUGUCGGGAGCUGUUUGGGAGGUUUUCGAGGCCGAGGUGCAGUCGGUGUCGGAUAAGGAGUGCUUGGUUCAUGGGGUGCGGCUUUUGGAGAAGACCGCACUUGGUGGUGAGUGCCUUGCAGAGCUUGCCGACGAUGCCUUUGCCAAAGGGUACUUCGAAGGUGUCAAGGCCCUUAGGAGUGUGCUCCCUCUGGCCGUCUGUCCCCCUUUCAACGUGGAAGAUUAUACUGAUGGGGCCGAGCUUCGGCGAGUCAUGGGAAAACUCGGCCGAGAUGAGCAGCGCACAGCGGCUGUUCAGAGGGGUGAAAUCCCUGAUCCCCCCACUCCUGAGAUUCCCUUUGUGCCAUCGGAAGAACUGCCGGCCUCCCCACGCUCCCCUCCUCAUGGCUUCCUUGCAUGAUUUUGUUAGUUCCCCCCUUUUUCUUAGUUGUAUAUUCCGGCCGGUAGAGCCGAAGAAUAAAGCUUCCUUUUGCACUUA
Molecule: messenger RNA, 1534 nt
Organism: Cuscuta europaea
Lineage: Eukaryota; Viridiplantae; Streptophyta; Magnoliopsida; Solanales; Convolvulaceae
Source: the annotation of a GenBank genome assembly